AUGCCACCAUUGGAAUGGGAUAAUAUGGGAGUGAAAGUCGACGGUCGGCAGUUGCACCAUCUUCGCUUCGCUGAUGACAUCGUCCUUAUGACACCAAAGACCAGCCAAGCGGAAGGUGUGCUUGACGACUUUGAUAAAGCCUGUGGAAAGAUUGGUCUUCGACUAAAUCUCACAGAAACGAUGCUCAUGAAGAACGGAUUGGUUUCUCAUGCCCCAUUCACGCUCAAUGGAACGAAUAUCUCCGAAUGCUCCAAUUAUGUCUAUCUUGGUCGGGAAAUCAAUAUGAUGAACGACCUAGCUCCAGAGCUGAGCAGAAGGAAACGAGCGCCUUGGGGAGCUUUCAAGAGCAUCGAGGAUGUAGUGAGGAGAACAAAGAACACCCGACUCCGUGCCCACUUUUCCGACUCAGCGGUACUUCCUGCCCUGACGUGUGUGCUAGAAACCUGGUCGCUGCGUAAGCAGGAUGAAAGGUCACUCAGCGUUAUCGAAGGCGCAGUCGAAAGGACGACGCUAGGAGUAUCCCGUUCCACACAAGUAAGACAUAGGAUCCGGAGCUCCGAUCCGCUUCAACGGUCAAAAAUCGAAGAUAGUGUUCUGGACUCCAAACAGAUAAGGUGUGCCAGACACGUAAUGCGUAUGAAUGACAACCGAUGGACAAGAGCCGUUAGUGAAUGGAUUCGUCGGGAUGUCAAACGUACUAUAGGAAGACCACCGACCCGAUGGUCAGAGCUCUUGGCAAAGAGUCUUUAA
Molecule: messenger RNA, 750 nt
Organism: Angiostrongylus costaricensis
Lineage: Eukaryota; Metazoa; Nematoda; Chromadorea; Rhabditida; Metastrongylidae
Source: the annotation of a GenBank genome assembly